This is a messenger RNA of Rosa chinensis, 534 nucleotides long. RefSeq names its product cysteine proteinase inhibitor 5. The record is from RefSeq and is a predicted model, not a curated record. The coding region runs from base 84 to 440 and encodes 118 amino acids. The transcript has a single exon. NCBI's taxonomy places the organism in Eukaryota, Viridiplantae, Streptophyta, Magnoliopsida, Rosales, Rosaceae. Gene Ontology annotation, molecular function: cysteine-type endopeptidase inhibitor activity.
UUGUACGUUAUCGUCAUCCAAUAACUCUUGUUUUCAUGAUCUGAGUUGUAUUUCUAAGGAUAUACACUAAAUUAACGGCCAGGAUGAGUCGGCACCACCUUGUCCUCGCUCUUUUUGCUCUCCUCCUUCCUCUGGUCAAGGCCUUCGCAGACAGCGAGGUCAUUGUAGUCGGUGGUUGGAGACCCAUUGAGAACAUCGGUGAUCCCCAUGUGAAGGAGAUUGCAGAGUUCGCCGUGUCGGAGUACAACCAAUCCCAGAAGAAGAACUUGGUGUUUCAGAGCGUGGUCCGGGGAGAGACUCAGGUCGUAGCAGGCGUCAAGUAUCGGCUCGUCAUAUCUGUCAAGGAAGAUGAUUCCUUCGAGAAUUAUGAGGCUGUUGUAUGGGAGAAGAGAUGGAUGAAGUUCAGGAAAUUGAUCUCUUUUGAUGAAGUGAAUAAUUAAUAGUGCUGGUGUUUUUUUUCUUUUUUUUCUUUUGUUGUUGUUGUUGUUUACAAAAGGUCAAAUUCUAUUGCUUUCAUUUCGUGUGCAUCUUUUA